Molecule: messenger RNA, 1233 nt
Organism: Saccharomycodes ludwigii
Lineage: Eukaryota; Fungi; Ascomycota; Saccharomycetes; Saccharomycodales; Saccharomycodaceae
Gene: CLG1
Product: Clg1p
Exons: 1
Coding region: 1-1233 (410 amino acids)
Biological process (GO): regulation of cyclin-dependent protein serine/threonine kinase activity
Cellular component (GO): cyclin-dependent protein kinase holoenzyme complex; nucleus
Molecular function (GO): cyclin-dependent protein serine/threonine kinase regulator activity; protein kinase binding
Source: RefSeq, a predicted model, not a curated record
AUGUCCUCAUCUGCGGUUUAUUAUAAUAAUUAUAAUUACGGUGCUGCUGUUACUGUUGCUCCUGCUUCUAAUGGCUACGGUUAUUUACCACCAGCUCUACACCAACAACAGUAUCAAGCUCCAGUACACUAUGUUCCUACUGGAAGCGUUGCUACUAUUCAACAACAAAAAUCUGAAGGCGGUGUGGCAGAGUAUGUCGAUUAUAAUUUUGAUUUGAUGACAGACUUUGUUGUUCAAAAUGCUUGUUUGACCUUUGACAGGGAAGAUGCUCUAUGCAUCACCUCUUCUCUGUAUGCGAAAAAGGCAGCCGGUGAAAAGAGUAUUUUAGAAAUUUUUACCAGUGGUGUUAAUUUUGUGUUGAAUUCUAUUAGGUUGCCCUCUGUUUCAAUUUAUUUGGCAUUGGAUUACUUAUCCAAGUAUGUUUCCAAAUUUAAAAAUAACAAUUUGGAUGCUAUUGGUGGUAACAGCGAAAGCGUGAUUUAUCAAAACUUGAUAAUCGCUUUAAUUUUGGCUAAUAAAUUUUAUGAUGACAAGACUUUUACCAAUAAGUCAUGGGCUCAUGCUACCGGCGUGGAUCUAAAAGUGAUCAAUAAGAUGGAAAGAGAGUGGUUGGAAGUUUUUGACUGGAAAUUGUUCGACGAUAAGUUUGUUUUGUACGAAGAAUAUUGCAAAUCCUUUGAAAUUUUUUGCUUGGCAACUGUUACCAAACAGGCUGCUGAGUUGGCUCAAAUCACUACUAAUAUGAAUGAUGAGUGUAAUAACGGACCUUUUUAUGAUAACAAGGUUUGUUAUGGUAGUACGAAUGUGAAAUCUUCCUACCAGACCCCUGUUAAAUUGCCCUCCAUAAUGUACAAUAACAGUACUAAUUAUUACAGUUACUCUUCUCCAAAUUGUUCGAGUGAUUUUGCCUCGCCUGUUUCAUCCAUUUAUUCCACCAAUGUUGUUUCAAAUAAUAAUGGUAACGAUAAUUAUGGUUGCCCUAGCCAAAAUCUUUUCUCUAGUCAACAACAGCAACAGUAUGCCUCUCAAUGUAAUAGUAUUGGUACUGAAGGCUAUUACACUAACAUUGACAAUGGCAUAAAUAACAACAUCAAUCACAAUAACAGUGGUUAUUAUUAUUAUUAUAAUAAUGGUAACAACAUUAGCAAUGUUAACGCUUAUAAUAUUAACACUGCUGAACCACAACAAAUGUUACAAUUCACCCCACAAUCUCAACAACAAUAUUAUUAUUAA